GGAAGUGUCAUUCAUACUGAAGGCUGUGAAGCUAUAAUUUCUCUAAGCUGCCCUACAAGCAGUCCAUAUCAAGGUCCUCACCAUGCCUUCCAUAGCGCAGAAUGCGACGAGAGCUGCCGGUUUGUUCCAAGAGAUUUUGGUAGCACCCCACCAGGGUGAAGCGCCAAAGAAGGAUAUUCAAGAUCUUUCAGAGUCCAAAAUAUCUGAUAUACUUGAGAGAUAUCAAAUCUGGGCAGCCAGCGUAGGUGCCUAUGUCGAGAACAACAACUCCUUGGAAUACCGACUCCGAAACGCUCCGAAGGUAGAAGCUCAGAUCGUCGAGCUGCUCAGUGAUAUCUCUGAGUCGUUGGAAGAUGCGUGUCAAAUUAUAACAAGUGCAAAAGAAAACCACACAGCAUCCAAAUUGAGAAGGACAGAGUCUUCGGAUGACAACCUGAAUAGCAUAAGUAUCGAUCCGAAUAUCGAUACUAGUGUUCUAGAACAGGGAGAUUCGGAGAUUCGCGAAAUAUUUGAAUCCAUGGAAGACGCCUUAGAGCACCUCUUUCGUCUUUGCAACAUCAUUCGAGAUAUCUCCAAACGAGACAAUUCUUCUCAAGUAACGGAUAUCGUGGCUUCACCACAUGAAGAACAACUGGAUAGGGAUCAUGUCAUGGACAUGUUUCCAAAACUGGAGUUCCAUGGAAGACUUGGUUGAUCCAUAGACUUGGUAGAUCUGUAGCAUUCCAUCGCCUGCUGGGCAAAUAUAUCCAGGAGAAUCAAAUCGAGAUUGUGCGAGACGGUGCCCGAAUAGAAACACCACUACCCUCGAGUGCACUCACCCCACUUGAUGUCUCGUCCUCUUUAUCUUGGAGAUCCUUUACACAAGGGAUACAAGGAAGUCAGUCUCAGCUGUUAUCCGGAAAUAGUGUACCAGAAAGUGGUCAUUGCAGCAUGGAGUAUCUCAAAGUCCGAAGCCAUACAUCUGUAUAUUUGAGAGCUGUGAUUUAAAGAUGUUCUCUGAUCGAGAUGAAUUGCUUAUUCACGAG
Mollisia scopiformis is the source of this 1025-nucleotide messenger RNA. RefSeq lists its product as uncharacterized. Lineage: Eukaryota; Fungi; Ascomycota; Leotiomycetes; Helotiales; Mollisiaceae. The transcript is spliced from 3 exons. The record is from RefSeq and is a predicted model, not a curated record. The coding region runs from base 83 to 694 and encodes 203 amino acids.